GAAUGCCCCCCCGGGCCAACCCACACACACACACACACCUCUCUUAUCCCAGCCUCUACUCACUCCAACCCUUAAAUGACAGAGAGAGUUAAAGCUGUGGUAUCCAUUCAGCCUGAUGCACAUGUGUUCAUUGGAGAGAUUGUUACUCUCAGAUGUGACACACAGGGAGGAGGAGACACUCAGCGGUCAUACAGCUGGUAUAAUAACAAUAAUAGAUUCUACACAGCUGGAGGAUAUCCAGCCUCAACAAAGGAGUUAAAUAUCUGGUCUGUUGGUGACUCUGACGGUGGUUCCUACACCUGCAGAGGAUGGGAUUCAGAGAUCAGUGAUGCUGUUACACUGACUGUAUCAGAAAAACCCAAAGCGACUGUAAGAGUGAAUCCUCAGAGCUCCGUCUACACUGGAGACACCAUCACUCUGAGCUGUGAGCUGCAGCAGGGGGCUGGAUGGCAGUUUCUCUGGUACAAAAAUAAUCAGUAUCUGAACAGUGGAGCUACAAACACCAACACACUCAGAGUGACGGUUGAUACUGCAGGAGAAACCGGGUAUCUGUGUAUCGCACGCAGGCGGAACGCACGGACAAACACAGACUACUACACAGCCUACAGUGAUGAAGUCAGGAUUACAGCAAGAGAAAAACCCAAAGCGACUGUGAGAGUGAAUCCUCAGAGCUCCAUUUACACUGGGGAUGCCAUCACUCUGAGCUGUGAGCUGCAGCAGGAGACUGGAUGGGAGUUUCUCUGGGACAAAAAGAAUCCGAAUUCGCAGUAUGUGAACAUUGGAGCUACAGACACCAACACAUUCAGAGUGACAGUUGAUACUGCAGGAGAAACCGGGUAUCGGUGUGGAGCACGCAGGCGGAACACAUACAACUACUACACAGUCUACAGUGAUGAAGUCAGAAUUACAGUAAGAGAAAAACCCAAACCGACUGUGAGCGUGAAUCCUCAGAGCUCCGUCUACACUGGAGACACCAUCACUCUGAGCUGUGAGCUGCAGCAGGAGACUGGAUGGGCGUUUCUCUGGUUCAAAAAGAAUCCGAAUUCACAGUAUGUGAACAUUGGAGCUACAGACACCAACACACUCAAUGUGACAGUUGAUACUGCAGGAGAAACCGGGUAUCAGUGUGGAGUACGCAGGCACAACACACAGACAAACACAGACUACUACACAGCCUACAGUAAUGAAGUCAGGAUUACAGCAAGAGGAUUUAGAUCCAGUGGUCGAACAGUAGGCGUGGCUGUGGGUUUGGGAUUUUUGUUCAUCGCGUUACUGAUCUUAAUGAUCCUGCUGUGGUCCUACAAAAGAAAGAAAGAAAAGCAGCAGAAAACCAAUCAGACAUCAGAUCAGAAUCAGAGGCGGUCAGGAGCUGAAGACUCUCAGGCAGGACACACACCACUUCAGGCUGGAACUGAACACAUUUAUGACACUGUGGCUCAGGCAGAUACGAGUGGAACAGGUGCUGAUGCUGAACAAGGUGCAGGUGUUGGUGAUGUGACUUAUGCUGAGCUUGAACUAAAACCAACAAAAAAAGCAAAGAAAGUAAAAGAGAAAGCCAGUCUGGGUGAUGAUACUGUAUACUCAGAGCUUCAACAGAACAUGAAGUGAGCCGUGAGUCUGUGCAUGCUGAUGAAGUGACAGUCAUCAAACAGAUCAUUGGAAAACUGUUAAUUGUGUCUGUCUUCUGUUUCUUCCUAAAACGCUCAGCUGUUAGCUUUAAACUGCUAUUGCUAUGGUCUAAGCUUGGAUGAUGCCAAACCUGCCAGCAAUUUUGAGAACUUGCUCAUAUCAACCACACUCUGAUGAACCUGCAGAAGCCAAAACAUCAGGCUCUUACUGGAGAUAUAUGUAAAUAACAGAAGUUCAGGCCAUGGAUCAAGUCAGUCUGAAGAGUUUAAUACCCUAGCAUCCCAUCAGUAGGCUUCCUUGCUCUUAUCAGGGUGAAAUCCCAGGAGAGUGUGACUUGCCUAAGAAGCUUUACUGACCAAAGAGGUUCUUCAUUCAGUUGCGAUUUGUUUUCUGAGGCCCGACCCCAAGAAACCACAGAAGGUUGAACAGAUAUUAUUUGAGCAAUUCAUUACCCUUCUUUUAUGCUAAGUUUGUCAUUGUAUGGGUGCUUGUACAGUAUCUGGACUUCCCGUUGGGCCAUGGAACGGGGCAGCCUGCCUACAGCUGGGGACCAUUUUGCCCAACAUGUUGUAACAAGAUGACUGUUCAGUACAGCAGCACUAAAAAGGAAUGUUUGAGUGGAUUUAACUGCACAGCUAUGCAAAAUGAAAGGCUAAAUGAAAUGUCAAAGCUUCAAUGAACAGAACCUUUUCUUGGACUACUAAUGUCACCUUGUUGUAUAAAGACUCUCAUAACUUCUAGACUUAAUUAUUGCAUACAGUAUAAAUAACUGGGUGUGGUGUUGUCUCUUUUAGAAAGCCUCAGCUCGCCCUUAUGAGAAAAGAACAAAGUGAGCAUAUUAUUCCAUUCUUCCUCAAUCUAGUUUGGCAGGAUUUUAAAUUCUACAAUGACUACAAAGUUGUUUCACUUUGGCAUACCUUCUUUGAAAAGCAGUAUACUCCAUCCCAGCAGGUUAAUCUCAAGGGCCACUUAGUUGGUGGAAAUGUUUGUGUUGCAUUGCUCCCAAACUCUGGAAUAGUGUUUCAAUCUUUGCAAUCUCUCUGCAAUCUCUCUAUGUGUAUUUAAAUCAAGAUUGUUGAUGAAGGUACUUGUUUAUUUCUGACUAUUCAUUGUCCAUGUUUAUCUUGUUAAAUGUAAUUAUGAAGUAUAUUACAAUUUCGCAGACGCCCUUAUCCAUAGUGAUGUACAAUAUACCUAGAGCAGCCUGAGGAACAGUUGGGGGUUUGGUGUCUUGCUCAAGGGCAUGUCAGCCAAUCCUGCUUGUCCAAAGAAUCGAACUGGCAACCUUUUGGUCCCAAAGCUGCUUCUCUAACCUUUAGGCUUCCCCAUGAUUAGUAGUAGUAGUAGUAGUAGUAGAAGAUAUUUAUAGUUAAGUCAUUGCAGUUUUUUUUUUUUUACAAUUGCAACAAGCAUUCUUUGGUUCCAAGUUCACAUUUUUUUAAAAAAGUUAAAAUAACUGCUUUAUGUGGAACAAAUAAUAAAAUGAACUGCAGUGAGUUUAGUUGUAAACAAUUAU
This is a messenger RNA of Neoarius graeffei (lesser salmon catfish), 3145 nucleotides long. Its product is annotated as carcinoembryonic antigen-related cell adhesion molecule 5-like. The record is from RefSeq and is a predicted model, not a curated record. Lineage: Eukaryota; Metazoa; Chordata; Actinopteri; Siluriformes; Ariidae. Bases 76 to 1608 code for a protein of 510 amino acids. The transcript has 11 exons. Gene Ontology annotation, biological process: cell surface receptor signaling pathway. Gene Ontology annotation, molecular function: transmembrane signaling receptor activity.